CUCUGGUCAGUUCCGUAUGUGAGUUUUUACACACUGAUAUGGCAUGCAAUUAAACAGCUCUGGACUUUUGGAUCUCCACGAUACUUCAUUUUUCAAUUCAUCUAAUUGGAUACUCUUGUGGUAGUAGGUUGAACCUUUGCGGCUGGAAUCGCGUUUUAGCGUUUCAGACAAUGGAUGCCACAUCAGCAGCUGGACUUCUGCAUCCCUACUGGCCACGGGACCUUUUGAUUCCCACGUAUGUGGCCAAUGACCGAUCCAUGUCAGAGAUUCUGGUGUUCCUGUUUUCUGUGUCUGGGCUCUUUCUGCUUGUGACCUGGCUGAUCACUGGUCAGAAAGGGAAAACUGGCAGGCUGGGGACAUGGAGGCGUCUGGCUGUGUGCUGGUUUGCUGUCUGUGGUUUCAUCCAUGGCGUAAUUGAGGGAUGGUUCUCAAUGUACUAUGAUAUUAUUCCAGGAGACCAGAGCUUCCUCUCACAGCUGUGGAAAGAGUACUCCAAAGGGGACAGUCGAUAUGUAACAGCGGAUAACUUCACUGUCUGCAUGGAGACUGUGACUGCAUGGUUAUGGGGACCUUUCAGCUUUUGGGCUGUGUUUGCCUUCCUAACCAACAAGCCCUACAGAUUUGUUCUUCAACUCAUUAUUUCACUAGGUCAGCUGUACGGAGUAGUGCUUUACUUCUACACAGAGCAUAGAGAUGGUUAUGCUCAUAGUGAGUUGGGACACCCAAUUUACUUCUGGUUCUACUUUGUGUUCAUGAACGUGCUAUGGACCAUCAUACCGCUGGUGCUCAUUGUGGAUGCCUGGAGACAGAUGUCCGCUGCACAGACACAGUCUGACAGCAAAAAGUCUAAGAGGAACUGACAACAUGGCUGUGGGUCGAAGAGAACAUUUCUACAGGAGGGACAAGACAAAAUACAACUGGGGAGAGCAUACACUUUCUGUUGUAAAAAUCACUACAUUCAAUGAUGGGACAAAAUAAAUGAUAAAUUGUUUGGAGUUGGAAAGAUCUAGAGCUGCAGCUAUCGAUUAUGUUCAUUAUCGACUAAUGUGCAGAUAAUUUUUUUAGAUUCAUUUUUUAAAAAAAAAUGUUGUCUAUAUUGUCAUCUGUCAACAACAGAACUUAAUUGGGUGCAAUGAAUGUUCCCUGUGUAUACAACAAUACACAUUUUUUUCCGGCUUUGUGGGACUUUUGGGAGUGGCAAAAUAAAUAUUCUGUUUAGUAGUAUCUUUAUUUUUGUUACAAGUUACACAUGUUGAUUUAUAAAUUGACAAAAUAUUGCUGAACAUUAAAGUCAUUUUAAGUGCUUCUUUAACCACCUUGGUAAUUUCUCUCUAUGUAUUUGUGUUCUGUUUCAAUGAAAAUAAACCAUUUACCUACAUUCGA
Molecule: messenger RNA, 1383 nt
Organism: Eleginops maclovinus (Patagonian blennie)
Lineage: Eukaryota; Metazoa; Chordata; Actinopteri; Perciformes; Eleginopidae
Gene: ebp
Product: EBP cholestenol delta-isomerase
Exons: 5
Coding region: 171-860 (229 amino acids)
Biological process (GO): cholesterol biosynthetic process
Cellular component (GO): endoplasmic reticulum; membrane
Molecular function (GO): cholestenol delta-isomerase activity; C-8 sterol isomerase activity; steroid Delta-isomerase activity
Source: RefSeq, a predicted model, not a curated record